AUGGCAAGCACUACAGCCAAGUGUGAAAGCAAAGGUUUAAAAAGGAAGAAAGAUAAAGAAAAUGUAGAUCCUGAGACUCUUCAGUGUUUGUCGUCUACAGACCGGCCUUCCAUUCUGUCAGACAGCCCUCAGGUGGAAGACAUUGACACCAUGAUGAAAGAUUUGAGCAAUGAAGUAAACCUUCUGUUUUCUAACUAUGCAAAGACACUGAGUGAACGUUCCGCUUUGGAUUCACUGCACGUACAGAAGUUUGAUGAAAUUCUUACAGAAGCCAGGUCACUGGAAAGUCAGAUAAGACAGAAGAAGGAAGACCUUAGGAGCUACCUCACCAUGAUUGCAAAGACUUUACAAAGAUAA
Molecule: messenger RNA, 357 nt
Organism: Bufo gargarizans (Asiatic toad)
Lineage: Eukaryota; Metazoa; Chordata; Amphibia; Anura; Bufonidae
Gene: TEX12
Product: testis expressed 12
Exons: 4
Coding region: 1-357 (118 amino acids)
Source: RefSeq, a predicted model, not a curated record